Mugil cephalus (flathead mullet) is the source of this 6616-nucleotide messenger RNA. It is a transcript of the gene megf6, whose product is annotated as multiple EGF like domains 6. The record is from RefSeq and is a predicted model, not a curated record. NCBI's taxonomy places the organism in Eukaryota, Metazoa, Chordata, Actinopteri, Mugiliformes, Mugilidae. Bases 435 to 5345 code for a protein of 1636 amino acids. The transcript has 38 exons. Gene Ontology annotation, molecular function: protein binding; scavenger receptor activity; calcium ion binding.
UUCACGUGCGUAAAGCUUAACCCACAACCCUUUCUAUUUAUCCUGAUUUUUUUUUUUUUUUUUUUUUUUUUAAAUCAGAAAUAACAACUUAUUUUAAUACAACCACGUGUGUUGACGCACAAUUCUGAGAGUGAUAACGUACAAGUGGCACGCAGGCUAUCCCACAUGUCAGUGUCGCUGGGGGAUUGGGGAGAUGGCCCCACGGUGACUGUGGGUGGUGCAUUUACUAGGAGCCAUUCAGGCAGCCACUGACCUGAGUCAGUCGGACCCUCUGCUCAAACACUGAACGGGAAGGCUGGAAUAUCAAUGCACACAAUCAACGUAAACUUCUGAGUCAUGUCUACAGGCGGACUUGUCAGGAUGCUCUACAUUUAACGGGCACACAGGCUGCGCCGACUGAGUACUUCUCUCCGUAUUUGCACCUGGCUGAAAUUAUGUUCCCACAAAUUUUCUUUUUGUGUGAGAUAUUAUUCAGCACCAUGCAUACCGCGUCAUCUCUACAACUGCAACUUGGCAUGCCAAAUGUUUGUGCUGACCAGGAGAUGUCCAUGCUGGGGGGCCCUCAGCCAUGUGUCCAGGCUUUUACUCGAACAGUGAAGGUGUGGAAGCAGGGCUGCACCGGCCACCGAUGGUGUAUGGGCUAUGAGAGGAGGACGGCAUACUACACAGCAUACAGGCAGGUGUACAGCAUGGAUUUGCACACAGUGUAUAAGUGCUGCCCUGGCUGGACUCAGAGGGGUGAAGAGAUGGGCUGUCUGCACAGAGUGUGCCGUGCUAAUACUUGUUUCAAUGGAGGGAGAUGUUCAGAGACUGGAGAUCAUGUAUGUCAGUGUCUACUGGGCUUUAAAGGGACACAGUGCCAGCACGAUGUUAACGAAUGUGAAGUGGGUGAAGGCGGCUGUGAGGGGUACUGUUGCAACACCAUUGGCAGCUACUACUGCAAAUGUCCUGAAGGCAGUAGACUGGGGCCAGAUGGCAAGGCCUGUCACGACGUAAAUGAGUGCGAGGAACUCAACGGAGGAUGCCAACAAACAUGUGUCAACACACCAGGCUCUUACCACUGUGAGUGCAGUGAAGGAUUCCGCAUGCACAACGACGGUCGGACCUGUAUCGCUGUGAAGUCUUGUGCGGUGCUGAAUGGUGGAUGUGAACACAGGUGUGUGGACAUGGGGAACAACCGCUACAAAUGUGAAUGUCGUAAGAACUACCAGCUAAGGAGAGAUGGGAGGCACUGUAAAUUGAGAGACCCCUGUGAGGAGAGGAACGGAGGCUGUGAGCAGCUGUGUGUUCCUGAGGACGGCCGAGUUCACUGCAGCUGCAGACCUGGUUUUACUCUGGCUGGAGAUGGCAAGAAGUGUGAAGACAUUGAUGAGUGCAGUUCCAGCCUCGCCAAGUGCUCCCACGGUUGUGUCAACAUGCUGGGUUCCUUUAGCUGCGUGUGUCAUCCGGGUUUUGAACUCGGUGCUGAUGGCAAACAGUGCUACCGCAUUGAGAUGGAGAUUGUGAACAGCUGUGAGAAGAACAAUGGAGGUUGCUCUCAUCAUUGUGAACACACCACCAAUGGUCCGCUCUGCUCUUGCAACCAUGGCUAUCAGCUGGACCAAGACAGGAAGACCUGUGUAGACAGUAAUGAGUGCAUCAGUGAGGAGUCCUGCUGCAGCCACUUCUGUAGAAACUACCCAGGCGGCUAUGAGUGCAGCUGCAGAGCUGGCCACAGACUAAACCCAGAUGGCUGCGGCUGCGAUGACGUCGAUGAGUGCCUGGCAGAGACCUCAGGCUGUGAACACUACUGCGUCAACACCCUGGGAACAUAUGAGUGUUUUUGUAGACUGGGAUUCCGCUUGGAUCAGGACCAGCACUCAUGCAUCUCUCUGUACGGCAGAGAUCUGGAGGAGGAAGAGGAAUAUGAGGAAGAGGAGGAGGAGCAGCUGGAAGAUGACAGAUUACCAGACCUACUGUUCCUUAGGGCUCCUCAGCUCCUGCAGUACACAGCAGCCCUGCACUCCCGUUAUGACGGCGGUGAUGAUGAUGAUGAUGAUGUUGACAGUAGUCAUACUGGUGACAAUGAAAAAGAAUUAGAGAUCCAGAGAGAGCGAAGGGGUGAGCUUAGACUGGACAGCCACAUAGUGUGUCUAGAUGGCUCAUUUGGGGAUGAGUGCAGUGUGAGCUGUGAAGACUGUGCAAAUGGAGCGUGCAGUGAAAACAGAGACCGAUGUGAUUGUUCACCCGGCUGGACGGGGCUCAUCUGCAAUGAGACUUGUCCACAGGGGAGCUAUGGGCAGGCCUGUAACGGUCUGUGCCGCUGUCAGAAUGGAGGCUCGUGUGAACCUGUCACUGGGAAGUGUUUGUGCCCCCUCGGGGUACAUGGCCUGUUCUGCGAGGAUGGUUGCCCAAAUGGUUAUUUCGGGAGGCACUGUAAAAGAAAGUGCAACUGCCCCAACAAUGGACACUGUCACCGUCUGUACGGGGCCUGCUUCUGCUCUCCGGGAUUGUAUGGUCGUUUUUGUCACCUAGCUUGUCCCAGGUGGACGCACGGCGCAGGCUGUUCCAAGGAAUGUGACUGUGUUCAAGAACAUUCCACUGGCUGUGACCCCAAGACAGGGAGCUGUUUCUGUAAGGCUGCAUACCAUGGGCCACACUGUGAGAAAGAGUGUGAUCCAGGCUACUUCGGCGCAGGUUGUGAGCAGACAUGUGACUGUCCAGGUGGAGGGUCAUGUGACCCGGCAACCGGAGAGUGCAGCCAGCGAUGUCCCGCAGGCCUUCAUGGACAUAAAUGUCAGCUGGGUGAGACAUCGGAAAUCAUUUCAACCUGCCAAGCUGGAAGUCAUGGGGAGAACUGCCGUCUGACCUGUGACUGCAGAGGAGGACCUUGUGACCCCAUAACUGGACAGUGCAUCUGUCCUGCUGGGAAAACGGGGCACUCAUGCCAGGAAGACUGCCCUGAUGGAUUCUGGGGGUUAAAGUGUCGGUCUUCUUGUCCUGACUGUGAGAACGGGGGCACUUGCGACAAGCAGGGUGGCACGUGUGACUGCAAGCCAGGCUUCAUUGGAAACCUCUGCCAGCAUGAGUGUCCGGCAGGGUACUAUGGACCAGGCUGUCUAACACGUUGUUCUUGCCGCCCUGAUGCCAGCUGUGACCCACAGAGUGGACACUGCAUCUGCCCUCCUGGCAAAAGAGGCCAUGACUGUGCAGCAUCAUGUGAACCUGGCUUCUGGGGCCAAGGGUGCACGACUGAAUGCCAGUGCCAGGACAGCUCCCUGGGCUGUGAUCCAGUCAGUGGUCAGUGUGUGUGUGAGUCUGGCUUCACGGGAGAGCGCUGUGAAAAGAAGUGUGGGGAAGGCAGGUAUGGUCAGGACUGUUUACAACAGUGCCAGUGUCAGAAUGGAGCCCUGUGUGACCAUGUGAGUGGAGCCUGUACAUGCUCCCCUGGAUACGCCGGCACUUUCUGUGAAAAACUGUGCCCGGACGGCUUUUACGGUCUUGACUGCGGCCAGAUGUGCGAGUGCAGGAACGGUGCCCGCUGCCACCACAUCACAGGAGCCUGCCUAUGCACCGCCGGCUGGGCAGGACCACACUGCAUUCUGGAAUGUCCCGAGGGUCGUUUUGGAGAGCAGUGCAGUCAGACCUGCGAGUGUCAGAACGGAGGCGGGUGCGACCACGUCACCGGACGAUGCAGCUGCGCGGCCGGCUGGACCGGAGACAGGUGCCAACUGCCCUGUCCUGUAGGACAAUAUGGGGAGCACUGCUCUGGACAAUGUCUGUGUCAAAACGGAGGCUCCUGUAAUAGUGUGAGUGGCCGGUGUUCCUGCCCACCAGGAUGGACCGGAGCUGCUUGUGAAUUAGAGUGUGAAGAAGGACGUCAUGGAGAGGACUGCGCUCAGGCCUGCAGCUGCACGAACGGAGGGAGAUGUGACAGAGUGACAGGGAAAUGUGUGUGUGUGCCUGGCUGGAUCGGAGAGCUCUGUCAGUCAGCCUGUUCUGAGAGAUUCUUCGGAGAGGGCUGUACGCAGAGGUGUGACUGCGUCCAUAGUUCGAGUUGCCACCAUGUGACGGGCCGCUGUGAGUGCGAGCCAGGCUGGAGGGGAGCCAGGUGUGACAAAUCUUGCCUCCCGGGGUUCUACGGGGCUUCCUGUGCCCAGAGGUGUCAGUGCCAGGCUGGAGUGUCCUGCCACCAUGAGACAGGGAGCUGUGGCUGCCCGCCUGGACUCACAGGGCCUGGCUGCGAGAAAACCUGCCCUCCUGGCAUGUUUGGACCAAACUGCAGUCAGCUGUGUCGAUGUUCUGGAGACCAGGAGCAGUGCCAUCCUGUGACGGGUAAAUGUAGCUGCUUACCUGGCUACUAUGGGACGCGCUGUGAGCUACGAUGCCGAGCGGGGACUUUUGGGCCAAACUGCAAGUCCAGGUGCAGCUGCAUCAAUGGUGGUCGGUGCGACUUCAGGACUGGAACUUGCUACUGUCCUCCUGGCUACAUUGGAACUGACUGCAGCUUGAGUUGUCCAAGUGGGUACUAUGGGAAGGACUGUGCUAAGCUGUGCUCCUGUGGUGAAGGAGGUCAGUGCCACCCAGCAACGGGCAGGUGUAUCUGUGGCCCUGGUAGGAUGGGACAGUCCUGCCAACAAGCAUGUCCGAGGGGGCGCUACGGCCCUCAGUGCAGACACACGUGCAGCUGUCAGAAUGGGGCUUUGUGUGACCCUGUUGAUGGGUCCUGUAAGUGUGGACUGGGCUGGACCGGACGUCACUGCAGCACUGCCUGUUCACAGGGAAAAUAUGGGCUCCAAUGUGCACAAGACUGUUCAUGUCUUAACAAUGGGACCUGCAACCGUUUCACUGGCAGCUGCAGCUGUACUGCUGGAUACUAUGGCCCCUCCUGUCAACACAAUUGUCCUCCUGGUUAUUUUGGAGUUAACUGUGCCCAUACCUGUGACUGUAAGGUGGGGCAAGCAUGUGACCAUGUCACAGGUCAAUGUCUGUGUCCACCUGGAUACUAUGGCCCACAGUGCCAAAGACGAUGUGAAGCCGGCAGCUUUGGAUUGAGUUGUGCAAAGUCAUGCGACUGCGUCGGUGAGGCCCCGUGUGACCCAUCGACAGGACGGUGCCUCUGCCCCCCAGGAAAGACGGGCCAGAGAUGUGAAGAAAGCUGUGGUGGAGAGCGUUUUGGCCCCGGCUGCUCCCUGCCGUGCCAGUGUUCCCACAGGGCCCACUGUGACGGGGUGAACGGGCGAUGCCAGUGCCCGCUCACCUGGCUCGGCCCGACUUGUAGCGAAGCCCUGCUGCACCAAACCCCAGGAGCACUGAACUCCUCCGCAUCCCAGAGAAAGAGAAGAGCGGGCAGCAAAACCACAUAACCCAAGCAGAGGUGCAAACGGCUGCCUGGACUUGGCUCAGUGAGGCAUUACUCAGAUCAUCUUGGUAAAGGUGAUGUUAGCAUUAAUACGUUCUGUGAACUUGGUACUCAGCUGUCAGAAAACUGGCAGUCCAUCACUAAGCCUGAAGCUCGAGACAAUCGACCAGAGGGCCGGGCAUGUGAGAGGCCUUCAAAGGACCAUAAACUCCAACUUACCCCAGUCUGUCUGAGAUUUCAACUCCAGACUUACACGGGCUUCUUAGCAAUACACACCAAAAAUACCUGCAUCCCAUUUGUUACCAGCGCUGAUUGAAAGUGGAUCAUUUUCUUUCCAGUUUGACAUUUAUUGUGUUGUGAAAGGUUAAGUUUCCUAAGUGCAUUUCGAUAAGACGCGAGGACCUCAGCAGCCACUGCCAGCAUUUUUAUUUUUGUGUGUGUCCAUAAAAAAACUCUACACUUUGCAUAAAAGAAUGCCAAGCAUAUUUCUGGUUAAAAUUAAAUGUCUAAGACAUAUUUAGAAAUAUACGAGUAACAAUAUUCACUUAUUCCAAAAAGUAAAACACCAACUUGUCCAGAGACAGAACAUGCAAGAUACAAAAAUAAGAUCCAGAGCAGAACGGAUUAUUAUGUAUUUUAUAGUGACCAGCUAAACACUGAAAUGAGUCUAUGUCAUGAACAGAAAAACAAAACUAAACAUAUCACUUACAUAUUUCGUAUUUGUCGGGUUUUGAGAUACAUUUUCAUGUUUUCUAUUUUUAAAGAUGCAUUCUUUGAGAAAAGCCAUGAUUUCCUAAAUGAUAAAAGAUUAUUACAAGCUUUAAUGUGGGAAACCACAAUCAUCUGAAACACGCCUUGACUUAUUGUGCUGCCUUUACUCCCACACCUUAAUGUGACACAUCAGCAGUAUUACAAACACAAGUCCAGUGUGCUGGUUGCACAACACUGCAUGCAAACCUCUUCACUUCUGUGUUCAUGGAGUUAGCUGCUGCUGGUGAUUUCAUGUGGGACUCCAUUCAAGAUAAGAUCACAUGUUUUUUUUGUUGUUUUUUUUUUGCCCAAACUGUAUUGUAUCAUCUCUCAGGUCUGUGCCAGUCAUACCACUUGUCACCUACUGUGUUCACUUCCUGGCAUAUUUGUGGUGCUACAUUGUAUAAAAUUGAUAUUUUCAGUCAUUUUCAUUUCGUGGAUGUGUCUUUUUCAUCCGCGGUCGUGUCUCGAGCGGAAAAGGAGAGAAAGAGCCAUGGGCCGAAUAAAUAACAACAGCCACAUCUA